GUUUCCGACCUGUAUAAAUAAAAUACGAAUUUCCCAAACAAGGCAUUAACUUUGACUUGUGGAGAGAUAAGAAUUGUUCAUCAUAAUAAGCGCUGCAAAUAAUAAGCAUCAUAUUUUGAGAAUUUAAUUCAUUAAUUUAAGUUUCUUCAAGAAAUUGGUAUAAAAGCUUUUUUCAGUCCUAAGUGAGACAACAUUUAUAAAGAAACAAUGAAUCAGAAAGGUGUGUAUUUGGCAGUAUUCGCCAUUUUCUUAGUAUUGCCUUUUGGAAAGGCUGGUGAAUUUUAUAAAACAGAGGAUGGUACUCCAUUGUACAUCGAAUCUGAGCUUAAGUUCAAUUGGGAUCAGGCCAAUGAAGAAUGUGCUCAACGCAAAAUGGCUUUGGUAACAGUUAAUAGUGAGAGCAGAAAGUUACAGCUGCAGCCUGUAAUAGAAUCACUAAAAUUAACCGAUCACUUGGGAUUUUGGAUGGGUGCCCACAAAAAUGAAGCUGAAGACAGUUUCGAAUGGAUCAUUAAUCACCAGCUUUUCGAUUACACCAAUUGGCAAGCAGGCGAACCAAAUAAUGCUUUGCAAUUGGAACACUGCGGAAUGUUUUAUACAGGCACUUUAAAAUGGAACGACUUCAUAUGUUCCAGAUAUCUGGGAUUUAUAUGCGAAGGCAAGCCUAAUGCCUCAGAGGAGGAGGAGGAAGAGGAAGAAUUGGAGCCGAAAGCUUUAAUUAAAGAUGAUUACUUCUCUUUGAAGCUGCAGGAUGAAUUGAAUGCAGUGGUGGAAGCUACAUCAGCAUUGAAGAGCAAGUAUCUGCUAGUUUCUGGUAUGAUUGCAACAGAUACGCUAGCGCCAAAGUUGGAAAAUCCUUUGAGGAAAGUUAUCGAAGAGUUGAAUAGCAUUUUGCAAGAACAAAAUGUUGAUGAGAUGCAAGAAGAACAAAAAUCUAAGCAGACCUUGGAAAUGCAAUUAAGACUAUAUCAAAAGGAAUUGCAACAACUAAAGGAAACUCGCGACAGACGUCUACGAAAAACUCAAUACGAGUUAUAUUCACUAUCAAAACUCUAUGAAAAAAUGGAUAAAGAAUUAGACAAGAAGGAUGAAGAAAUUCAGACCUUAAGACAAAACCAUGAUCAACAAAUGAUGGAACAGCAAACAGAUUUGAAAACACUGAAAAGAAUAGUCCAAGAACAAUCACUGCAAUUGCAGCAGCAUGAUAACAUUUUGAAAUCUUCAUUGACAGCUGCCUGCGACUGUGAAAGCAAUGACAUUUUGAAUGAGAUAAAUGAGGAUCUCAAUAAUGUACAAAGAAAGCAGAACCAACUUUAUAGUCUUCUAAAGAACCCGAGUAGGGUCCCCGAGCAAAUGUCAAUGAACGAUAUGUCUGAAGAUUCCUACAUGUCCAAUUCGAUUUAUAGUCCAUUUCCAAGUAAUUAUGUAAAGAUUAACCAAGACAAGCUUAAAGCCAUGAAGAGAACUAAGGAUAUGUUGGCAAAUCCUUUGUAUACAAUCGUUAUGAACUAUUAUGAUGGUCAGAAUCAGCCAUUUAGACAAUUAUAAGUAGUAGAGAGUUAUAGAUAUGUAUAAGACUAUGGACUGUUAUAAAGAUUAUCAUUAUUAAAGAUUUUAUUAUAAGUAAACAAUAUUGUUUUGUGUAAAUUAAGAGUAGGUUAGGUUAGGUAAGAGUUACAAUUCCAUUGAGGUACCACAGUAACGACAGGUCAAGGCCUUUGAUGGGAAUUCGAACAUGCUAACAACUUGGCAACUCCUUCGGGCUACUAGGCUUGCUGGCUGUGGACCAUGCCACAGGUCUUACUAUUCUGUCUGCUCAAACGACUCAUGACCAGCCUUAGAAAGGUGUCAUAUAAAGUAGAAAUUGCUGAAUGAACCAAGUGAGAAUUCCAUUUAAAUUACCUCAAGAAAAACCCUGGAUGACCGGGGAGAUUCCCAACAAUGGGAAAGAGGUUCGCAGACUUUAUGACAGAGAACGUUGUAAAAGAGCGGUCGCUUAUUGGAAUGUGUAUUACACAUGGGUCAAGGAAUACAAUAAGAUAUCAGAGUGGCAAAACGCGUGUGCUGAAAGCUUUUCUGCGAAUAAGUCGAUUGCGUUUAUGACGCCGCUGGGAUGAAAAAGUUUUUCUCAAAAUCUCAUGUCCGAACUAAAACGUUAGUAGACGACAUGGGAGUGAACGUUAGUAGACGACAUGGGAGUGAGAGCAGAGACAACGGAGGACAUGUUAAGGCUUUUGAUGAAAACGCAAUUUCCAUAGGAAAGGAUGAGACUCACGGAUACACCUGAAUCUUGGAAUAAUGAGGUGGAUUGAAGGCUUAUGUUAAAGGAAGCCUUGAGGAGCUGUCAACCAUUUAAGUAACUCGUACUUGAUGGAAUAUUUCCGGUGUUACUACCGCAGAAGGGCGACUAUUUGGCGUAAAAUCUGGUUACUAUUGUCACAGCGUGCCUAAGACUUGCAUGUGCUCUGAAAGCCUGGCAGGAGGCAAGGAUGGUAUUUAUGCCCAAGCCCGACAAGGCAAGUUAUCCGACACCAAAAGCCUACAGACCUAUAAUACUUACGUUCUUUCUACUCAAAAUCAUGGAACCUAUUGUGGAUACCAUGAUAAAAAGUAGAACAUCCAGCGAACUGUUCAAAUACAAACUGCAUGUCUAAGUCAAGGGAAAGUCGUGGGAGACUGCCCUGCACGAGGAUGUGCAUAAAAUAGAAGAAUCGUUCGAUGCCAAGGCAUACAUAUUGACGGUAUCCAUUGGCAUCGAGAGGGCUUUUAGCAAUGUGCAGACCGACACACUGAUCCAAUGCUUAAACCAGUACCAGCUGGACCGGGUCCUUAGAGACUGGAUAAACCAUAUGCUAAAGAACAGGUGCAUACAUUGUGGUUCCAUGACAUGAUGCAAUAUAGGGACAUUUUUUCACCACUUCUAUGAGUAACCACCAUAAAUAACCUUUUAGGGAUGUUGAGUGGCGAGGGAUUUGAACCCGUCUGCAACACAGACUUUAUUAUAAUACUUCUAAAUGGUAAGGCUCCCAAUGCAAAUAUGGAAAAAAACACCAAAUAAUUUAAUUCCGCCCACUUUGACCAUUGCUGAUUUACUAUGCUUUACUCGUACUUGACUUUUUCCCUUUCGUCAAUUUGAAAUCAAGCAUAAAAAUUGCAUUUGUAUGGUAAAUGUUUUUUUUUUUUUAUUUACGAUAUUUAAUUUGC
This is a messenger RNA of Stomoxys calcitrans (stable fly), 3204 nucleotides long. Its product is annotated as lectin subunit alpha. The record is from RefSeq and is a predicted model, not a curated record. The transcript has 3 exons. NCBI's taxonomy places the organism in Eukaryota, Metazoa, Arthropoda, Insecta, Diptera, Muscidae. The coding region runs from base 208 to 1548 and encodes 446 amino acids. Gene Ontology annotation, molecular function: signaling receptor activity.